AUGAUAAGUCGGGACGAGAGCGAAAGCUCUCUCGAAGCUCGUGCUCUUGCACAAUUUGACAGCCUGGUCGAAAAAGGUGAGGUGUUCUGGGAGCCUACGGAAGAGAUUCGCUAUGAGCAGAAGCCAUUCGAUGUCUACUUCCGCAUCUCCCCAAUCACAAACGCCAAACCAUACAACCCCAACGACAAAUCUCGAAAACCAGGUUUUCUCGACGACGACCCAGAAUUUACAUUAUGCAAGGUCGCGCCAAACCACAAAUUGAUCCUCAACAAGUAUUGCUGGUUGCGGCCUCAGCUGAUCUUGCAUACGCUUGAUUUCCAGAGUCAGAAGGAUAUGCUUACGCAAGCUGAUUUCCAUGCUGCUAGUGAGGUAUUGAAGCAGUUGGGGGAUCGGUACAUGAUUAUCUUCAAUGGUGGUCCGGAUGCAGGGAGUAGCGUGGCGCACAAGCAUUUGCAGGUGUUUCCGAGGCCGGAGCGGAGGACUGUGGUUGAAGAUCUACUUGAGAACCCAGAGCUCAUGUUGCCAUUUAGGUACGAGCUUGCCAAGCUAGAUGAAAACACCAAAAGUGAGGAUAUCUACAACCACUACAAAUCGAUGUGCAACAAGCUCGCAAUCUCCAAUGGCACUCCACAAAGCCUCGUUCUGGUCAAAGAAUGGCUCAUCGUCCUCCCACGAACGUGCGCAACGAUCAAAGGCGAAAUUGAAGGUGCGCUUAUGCAGGGCGGUGCCAAUGCCAUGAUUGGCAUGCUAUGGCUGAAGACGCCUGAGCAGUUCGAGAAUUGGAAGAAGUACGGCCCGAUGAAGGUGCUCACGGAGUUUGGGGUUACGACAAAGACAGACUGA
This is a messenger RNA of Lithohypha guttulata, 843 nucleotides long. RefSeq names its product bifunctional AP-4-A phosphorylase/ADP sulfurylase. Bases 1 to 843 code for a protein of 280 amino acids. Gene Ontology annotation, biological process: nucleotide metabolic process. The transcript is spliced from 3 exons. Gene Ontology annotation, molecular function: ATP binding; ATP:ADP adenylyltransferase activity. The record is from RefSeq and is a predicted model, not a curated record. Lineage: Eukaryota; Fungi; Ascomycota; Eurotiomycetes; Chaetothyriales; Trichomeriaceae.